Terrapene triunguis (Three-toed box turtle) is the source of this 1900-nucleotide messenger RNA. RefSeq names its product chromosome unknown C3orf70 homolog (gene CUNH3orf70). The transcript has 2 exons. The record is from RefSeq and is a predicted model, not a curated record. The coding region runs from base 91 to 822 and encodes 243 amino acids. NCBI's taxonomy places the organism in Eukaryota, Metazoa, Chordata, Testudines, Emydidae.
CUGGCCGGGCCCUGCCCGCGGCGCUCGCUGCCCUGUGGCGCGGGGGACGCUCCCCGCUGGCGGCUCGGCUCAGCCCGGCUCGGCGGCGCCAUGAGCGGGGCGGCGGCCGGGAAGAGCGAGAAGCGGGACGAGGCUCAGGCGUUGGCCCGCAACUGCGCGGGGAGACCCGACUUCCAGCCCUGCGCCGGGCGCUCGCUCUGCGCCACCCACAGCCACGGCCGCUGCUUCCGCCUGCACUGGUGCUGCCACCUGGGCUGGUGCCACUGUAAAUAUGUCUAUCAGCCAAUGACUCCUGUGGAACAGCUUCCAAGCACUGAAAUACCUAUCCAACCUAGGGAAUCCACAAACACCAUUCAGAUCUCGGUCUCACUCACUGAACACUUCUUGAAGUUUGCACCUGUCUUCCAGCUGCCGUUACCCCCUGACUCCCCACGAUACUGCACAAUUUCCGACCUCUUUAUCGACAAUUAUCGUGUGAAAUGCAUCAAUGGGAAGAUGUGCUAUGUCCAGCGGCAGCCUCCCGCUGCGCCACAUAAAAUGAAGCCUGAGGAGUUUGCUGUUCGCAAUGCCUUAAUUUCAAAAGAGAACAAUAAACCAAAAAUAGAUCACUGCUCUUCCCCUUCCAGCUCCGAGGACUCUGGGAUCAAUGCUGUUGGGGUUCCCUUUAUGGAGUCGUGUGAUGAGGACACUGAGGAGGGGGCAGAGCUAAGUUCUGAAGAAGAUUAUAAUCCAGACAGCAGUUGGGAGCCAGAAGAAUGCCCCCUUCUGUCGCCCUCGCAGUGUGAACUGGAAGUGAUCGAGACUAUAGAAACCACCGUGUGACAUGCCGUGUUAGAAUCAGUCCCACAUACACUAACCAAUAUUGCUUUUAUAGCAUUUAUAUUUGCUUUCUUUCUGACAAGUCCUUUUUUCCAGUGCACUUGAGACUUUUCAACCUUCUCACAGAAGAGCAGUAACAAGACUUGCACAUCAAUGAGUUAGUUAUUUGAAUAACUAAUUCUACCAAUUAAUUUUAAUGUGCUCCCUCACUAAUCGGAUCUCACAUUUCUACAUUUAAGCGAUGAUAAAAAAAUUAUAUUGCUUUUAUGACAAAGUGGGCCUUAUCUUAGUCUGGGUCGCUUCCUUUGCAGUUAAUUGUAACAAGAAUUGCACCCUCCUGCUGUUUUCUUCUAUUGGGACUUUUAUGAUGUACUUUCACAGCACAGGGGGUAUUACAAAGCAGCAUGGGGAAGGUUAUGCAGUUGGCCUGAUGGCCGAGAACUCUUUAUUCUCUCCUUCUGUCACACAAAUGCAUACAUCUAUGCCCAGUUUGGAGAUCCGAGGUACUUCCUCUGUCCUCCUGCCAAAGGCUCCCCCGAUAUCUGCACUGGAGAAAGGGGUGUGCUGUGAUUCCUUUCAAACCCUAUCAGUUCCCCCUCUUCCAGCUGGUGAGAGAGCAGUGCAAAGUGCCUCCUACCCUCUUCCAGGCUAUGCAUAAUGCAUCCACAAUAGCUAAGCUCCUGCUAAGUUAAAAGCCAGGGACUGAGCUAAACUCCACUGAUGAGUGAAUUGUUUUGCUGCCAAUAUAUCAUUUAGCCAGAGCCAGCCAUUCUUUCUUCUGACUUAAACAAAAAAGAACGGCGCUAGUUUUUGUUUGUUUUUAUUUUAGGUGGAGAUUUCGGUUGUAAAAAAGGCUACUCCGGAUUUAGCUGUGAAGUGACAGCUAAAGGGGAGAGAGCUCAAUCAGAAAUGGUUCCAAAAUAACACGAAUGUUCUGUGAAGAACCAUCCUGCAUUGAAAGGGGGGGUGGGAUAGAUAAACGAAUAGUUCAGUUCUGCCCUUUAUCGGUGUCAAGGCUCCUUCCCCACUCUGAACUUUAGGGUACAGAUGUGGGGGCCUGCAUGAAAACUUCUAAGCUUAA